AUGUUACUCCAACUGGUAGUUGUAUUAUUUACAACCCAACUGUUUCACGUAAGAGGACACGCUUAUAAACUCAUUAAGAACAAAAAUUCGAAUGACAAUCUAAAUUCAACCCAAGCAAAAAAUAUUCACCACCAUUCAAGUAAUGGCUCUUAUUCUCUAGAGUCUUACAUCGAAGGAUUUGCCAAAAAUAUCUUCAAAAAUGAUAGUACAUCUCCACUCGCUCCACUAACUAAUUUUACUUCGUUUGCUGCUGAUAGUUUUCAGAACAUGACGAAAAUGUCUGAAAAUUUGGUUCAUGGUUUAGAAAAAGAGGUUAAAAAAAAUUUUGACGAUGCCGCUAAAAAAGUUAAGGGUAAUAUUUUUCGUGGUGCCAUUGGCGCCAUUUUUGGUUAA
Messenger RNA from Copidosoma floridanum, 393 nucleotides. RefSeq lists its product as uncharacterized. Lineage: Eukaryota; Metazoa; Arthropoda; Insecta; Hymenoptera; Encyrtidae. The record is from RefSeq and is a predicted model, not a curated record.